CCAAAACCGGAGAUUCAACAGUUUUUUCUUGAAGCUAAUUAAAAUGGAAGUAGGCAAGAGUGGAGAUGUUACAGAGGAAGUCGUCGAUAGAGACAGAGCCCAGGACGUUGCCUCUCGAUCAAAUAGAAAAUGCCCGAGAGGAGGCAUUGUGUGUGAUAAAGACAAAGACCUUCCAGGAAGCACUGGAUAUUUUCACAAAGGAGACGCAAGAGGGCUUAAGGGCUGGUGAGGAGAAAAGAGGAAGAUGUUUAGAUUUGAAGGAUUAUGAUGAUGAAGAUGAGAGAUUAAUCUUUCUUGAUCCUCGUGGUUGGGACAUUGCUUCAGAUCCUCAUUGUAAAAACACAACAGCAACGUAACAGCACGUACAUAUCCAUCCCCAUGUUCGAUGUCUUUAAAAAGGUGGAGAUGGAGUUAGUAACCACCGAAAUGUCUAGAGGAAGCAACAGUUGUGACAAUAAGAAAACCAAAGGUCAUCGGAAAGGUCUCUGGAAACCUUUCGAAGACGACAAGCUCAAGCAACUCGUGGAACAAUAUGGUCCCCAGAACUGGAACAUCAUUGGUGAACUUUUCUCUGGAAGAACAGGGCAAAGCUGUAGACAGAGAUGGUGCAAUCAACUUGCUCCAAACAUCAACAAGGGACCUUUCACUAAGGAGGAAGAAGAGAGGCUUCUCGAAGCUCAUCGGAUCCAUGGAAAUCGUUGGGCCUACAUAGCGAAGCUGUUCCCCGGGAGGACUGAUAACGCUCUCAAGAACCAUUACCAUGUCACCAUGAAGAGACGCAAACGUAUCGGCUUAUCUUCAACGCCCACUUCUCCGUUCAACCAAAUUCGGACCCCUAUCUUUCCUCUUCCUAGGCAAAGUGAUUACCUAUACCCAUUUCAGAGGUAUCAGAUGCACAACAGUCGCGGUCCCUGGCCUUACACUUCUGCUUCAGCGCCUAGGAGUGAUCAGUUUGGAUCUUCAUGGAUCUCGAAUGCACAACAAGAAACUGAUCUUUAUAGGAGAAAGUCGAACCAGAUGUUGGAUCAUCAGGCAGCUACACCAGAUCAUGAGAAGAACUCAUCAGGAGAAGAUGGAACAUCCAUGAUAGAUCAUGGUGAAAAGAGAGAUGUUCCUUUCUUUGAUUUUCUUGGAGUUGGAUUAGAUUCUUAGAUAUAAUAAUCACAACUCAGUGAUUGUAAGCGUAUCUAU
Molecule: messenger RNA, 1191 nt
Organism: Brassica oleracea var. oleracea
Lineage: Eukaryota; Viridiplantae; Streptophyta; Magnoliopsida; Brassicales; Brassicaceae
Product: transcriptional activator Myb-like
Exons: 4
Coding region: 379-1152 (257 amino acids)
Biological process (GO): regulation of DNA-templated transcription
Cellular component (GO): nucleus
Molecular function (GO): RNA polymerase II cis-regulatory region sequence-specific DNA binding; DNA-binding transcription factor activity, RNA polymerase II-specific
Source: RefSeq, a predicted model, not a curated record